Molecule: messenger RNA, 1188 nt
Organism: Alternaria alternata
Lineage: Eukaryota; Fungi; Ascomycota; Dothideomycetes; Pleosporales; Pleosporaceae
Exons: 4
Coding region: 1-1188 (395 amino acids)
Molecular function (GO): protein binding
Source: RefSeq, a predicted model, not a curated record
AUGGGCGGUCUACAUUCUUCGAAGGUCGAAGAGGUCUGGAAGAGCGACGCUCGACAUGCCAUGGAGGCAGGAACCUUUUGCGUUAUAUGUGGCAGCCCGUUCCAUAUCGAAGGCGAUGUAUACAACAUCGAUCCCAAAGACAUCCGGUUUCAGUGGUUGAACAACCUUCGUCUGCUUGGUAGCAUGGCCGACGUGGCCGAACACAUGGUAGCCAGCGAGGGAAGCCCGGUCAACGUUUCCGAACUGCCCGAUAUUUAUCUCUCAGAAGUCGCAUCCUUCAGCUUGACUGGUUCGGGCUACUUUCGGAUUGUCGACGACGCUGGACAAGAUGAUAUCUGGUUCGACGCUCUUUCUUACACAGGCGACCAUGGAACAUUGUUUCCGUUGCAUGAAGGAUGCAUCGUAACGAGUUGUAGAGUUAUAGAGCAUCGGUAUUCGACAAGAAGGGAGGUUGGACUAGAACCCACUCUCAAGAUAUUGUAUCGACUACUAAGUACUCGCUUCGACCAACGGAAAUGCUGCACAGACGAACCAAACGAGACAUCAAACGACAUCUUCGAUCUAUGCUCCUCCUCUUCGGAAUAUGGUGCUAGAAGCGUGUUAGCCUUGAGCAGACUGGAUUGGUGGGGUGGGAAAUAUGAUAAAUUUUAUACCGACCCCAUCGAAGGGAAAGGUACUGCAUCCUUUGUUCAAAGGGUAUUGCAAAGCUCGCCACGUAGAAGAGACGAGCCAGAGUACGUGUUGAAAGCAACACGUGAACCCCAGAGACUGGAGCGCCUUCCUACAGAAAUGAUGGACGCUAUCUGCAGCUAUCUACCAAUACAAUCCGUCAUCGUACUACAUCGCACAUCGAAAGCACUCGCUCUGCGGAUUCCGCUCGACUCUGUGUUCUGGCGAAAUAGUCUUCGGGACGGAAGUCUCCAUCCGCAUAUUUGGGAUCUAGACACGAAGUGGAUCGAGCACCAUCUAUCUGAUCCUAAUGCAGCGCUUUUAGAUCCGACUGCAUCCUGGGAUUGGAAAGUUGCUGCAAAGCUUCUUGCGACGAAACGCUUUUCGAUAAGUGGAUGCGACGACCGCCUACUUGAUGUACCUGACGGCUUUUGGAACCGAUGUAGGAUCUGGGCUACUAUUGAGGAGGCCCUACAGGAGCAAGACACCACGCUCCAGUGUAGAGCAUCACAGCGCUGA